Messenger RNA from Diospyros lotus (date-plum), 2724 nucleotides. RefSeq lists its product as uncharacterized. The record is from RefSeq and is a predicted model, not a curated record. NCBI's taxonomy places the organism in Eukaryota, Viridiplantae, Streptophyta, Magnoliopsida, Ericales, Ebenaceae.
GUGGAAAAUGUGUUGAAGACAUACAAGGCAAAAUUUGUGGUUGACAUUAGUGAACUUGGGGAGGAGGAUCCCCUCAUGCAGAAUGCUACACGCUAUCUUCAAUCAUUGAAAGUUCCCUGGUACACAACUAAUGCUUUGAAAAGACGAGGAGCAGAUUACUUCCUGAAGAAGGUCAAAAUAGCUGAAGAGAAAACAUUAGAUCUCAUUGCCCUGGAUACUGGGUCACUAAAGGAUCCUUCAAGUGGCACAGGAAGAGAUCAGUUACACUGGCUGACCAGAAUACUUGAGACAAGCAAUGGUAACUGGCAUGUUGUUGCUGGAUUCCACCCAAUGGUGGCUUGUGACAAGAGCAUUGAUCAAAUGGUGGAAACAAAACAAGAUAUUGCGUCCCUACACCAUAUAUUUCUGAAAUAUGGAGUGAAUGCGUACUUGAGUGCACAGGGUUGUGCCAACCAUGAGCAUAAAGGGGAUAUAGAGCAAAUCAUCAAAGGGCCAUAUUUUACCAUUGUAAACAAAAAAGAUGUUUCUCGUAUAGGAACAGAUAAUGGUUUGCUUCUUCACAGGGUGAGCUCGCUAGAGAUUGUGGUUACACACAAGUGUAUUCACUACCAUCUUUCUGUGAUAGGCGACCUACUCUGUAUCACUGAAUGGGGAAGUUGUGCACAGAAUCACACUCCAACAACUGGGUAAGGCAGUCAUGUAAGAUGUGAGGGAUCAAUUGCUGCCUAUUUUUUGGAGCUGUCGUGUGAUUUCCUUGUCAUUCUUUUAUGCAUCAUGUAUUGCACUUCUCUAUACCCUGUCUCAUUCAUUCAAAGUAACCAGUUUGAGAAAAGCCUUUCCUCAUUCUCGAAUUUAGUGUUGCCAUUAGCUUGUAAUUAUGUGUGGUAGGUUCUGGGUUGUGAUAUUUCGUGGAAUGGGGGAAUUAAGUUUGAUUGGUUUUUAUCUCUGAUCAUGUUACGCUUUAUAAUUGUACUUGGGUGGUUCUUUAACUUGCGAUUUUAGAUUCUUCUCCCUCUGAUAAUGACACUGUUAAUUAACAUGGUGGAUUUCACUCACUAGUGGGAAACUCAGGCAAGAUGCUAUUAAAACUGCUUAUGUUUAAUUUCUGAUAUCACGUUCAGAAUUAACUGUUUUAAGGGUGACGACUGGUUAGUGAGUACAGUGGAAGAUGGCAGGUAUUGUAAUUGCGGACAAAAUUGGAUUUCUCGUUUUUUGUUUUAAAAAUAAUUGUUCAGUUUUGAUUGAAUAAACAGGCUAAAUCAAAAUUUAUGUUAUUUUACUAAAAUAUCCCUAUAGGGCGAGCUUUAGAGGAAUAAAUAGUUUCCUUCGGUUUUAUCGCUUUGGUAUUCAAAGUCAAUUUUUGUUUUAAUGUUUAAUCUAUGAAAAUUUAUAUUAUUUGGAUUAUUCUUCUAUUAAUUUUAGUUAUUAGAAAAUUUAUUAACUUUUUAAGUCUAUUUUAGCUAAGAAUACUAUACUAAUGAUAUUUAAAAACAAACAGUAGGAAACGAUGAUAUCCGCGACGCCAAUUCAAAUAUUAAUUAUGUUGUUACGAAUAUAUGUAUCACGGUCCAGCAACCAAAGCUAAACUAGUGUAACCAACUUAAAAUGGCAAAGGUCGGGCGGCUAUAAAUAAGGAGCUCGCAACCAAAACUAGGGCUAGAGUAUAUUGCUCAGGAAAAUGAGGCUCAAGUAGAGAGACGGGAGGUUUCCGAGGGUGGUUGCCCCUCUCUGCAACACGAUGAUCGGAGAUUGUCGGAGCCGGUGAUUUCUCCUCCGUAAAUUCAACCGCCCUCUCUCGCUGUCUGUCUGUCUGUCUGUCUCUCUCUCUCUCUCUCUCUCUCUCUCUAUAUAUAUAUAUAUAUUUCUGAAAUCGCUUAGCCGAACACCCUCUAAAAAUACGACGUUGGCUGUGACGAUAGCUAUCUGAGCUCGUGGUUUCAGGCAUGUAGGAUCCGAGCCGAGCCGUCUCUUGGCGGGGCAACAGGACGGCGCGUGAGGGAUUCGUCUCCCACGCGCAACCGUUGCAGCCGGGCGGAGUCGUAGCGGUCUCUGCCUGAUCUCAAUACAGAUCUGAGCCCCGCCAUUCUUUCAAUAAAAUUAGUAAUUUCUUCUUAUAUGUUUCCUGACCUCAUAGAAUUAUUACCCGACUUUCACUUGGUUAUACUGGAGAUGAAUAGCAUUACUCUUUCUGUAAUCUUUUUAGUAAGGUUGAGAUCGAUGCGGGGGGCGCAAAAUACCUUUUCCUCAGUCAGAGAGAUAGGAAGUUUCCGAGGGUGGUCAUCCCAGAGGCUGUGAAGAUAGCUCUCUGAGCUCAUAGUUUCAGGCGGGGAGGAUCCGAUCCGAGCUGUCUCUGGCGGGGCAACAGGACGGCGUGUGAGGAAUUCGUCUCUCACGCGCAACCGUUGCAGCCGGGGGGAUUCUUCGCGUUCUCUGCCUGAUCAUGGUUCAGAUCUGAUCCCCCACCAUUUUCCAUUUCUUAUCAGAAAAUAAAAUUAAUAUUUUCUUUUUAUAUUUGCAAAAUUCAAAUUAUUGAACGCAUUAUGGUUUUCUUUUGAAAUAAAUUAAUGGUUUUAUUGUUAUAUCAAUCGAAGGCCUUUUUUUUCUUCUGCAAAACCUCUUGACGCAACGAAACUGAGGAAGGCAGUUGUGAAACAUAGCUUCUUGGAUUGGGACUUUGAACAAAAAAUAAUUCGAUUUUGGUCAAAAUAGCAUUGUUUAUAUUAA